CACAAUAUGAUCCUAUAGGAGAGAGAAAAGGAGCAUUCUGCAUGAAGAGUACUUUCACUCUUCAUGUGUCUCCCUCUGUCUUUACUUCAGAGAUCAUGUGACUGCAGACUCAGUCCUGCUGUGUCUAAGUUCCUGCUCUGGUCCAGGAGGUGGCGCUAAUGCAGCAAAGAGUUGAUUACCAGCGGCCUCUGUCUUCUAUUACGUCCUCAGAGAGGCUUUCAAACACGGUGACUCCGCAGUCAGCGGCAUUGAGUAGAAACCUACUGACCAGACAAGAUGAGCGGAAGAGGCAAAGGAGGAAAAGGACUCGGGAAAGGAGGCGCCAAGCGGCACCGGAAAGUUCUCCGUGAUAACAUCCAGGGAAUCACCAAGCCCGCCAUCCGCCGCCUGGCUCGCCGCGGCGGAGUGAAGCGUAUCUCCGGUCUGAUCUACGAGGAGACCCGCGGUGUGUUGAAGGUGUUUCUGGAGAACGUGAUCCGUGACGCCGUCACCUACACCGAGCACGCCAAGAGGAAGACCGUGACCGCCAUGGACGUGGUGUACGCUCUCAAGAGGCAGGGCCGCACCCUGUACGGCUUCGGUGGUUAAAGUCCUUCACACCAGCACCACAACAC
Messenger RNA from Seriola aureovittata, 614 nucleotides. RefSeq names its product histone H4. Gene Ontology annotation, biological process: nucleosome assembly. Gene Ontology annotation, molecular function: protein heterodimerization activity; DNA binding; structural constituent of chromatin. The coding region runs from base 277 to 588 and encodes 103 amino acids. Gene Ontology annotation, cellular component: nucleosome. The record is from RefSeq and is a predicted model, not a curated record. The transcript has a single exon. Lineage: Eukaryota; Metazoa; Chordata; Actinopteri; Carangiformes; Carangidae.